Molecule: messenger RNA, 921 nt
Organism: Bombus pascuorum
Lineage: Eukaryota; Metazoa; Arthropoda; Insecta; Hymenoptera; Apidae
Product: PRKR-interacting protein 1 homolog
Exons: 3
Coding region: 126-725 (199 amino acids)
Biological process (GO): negative regulation of protein kinase activity
Cellular component (GO): nucleolus
Molecular function (GO): protein kinase binding; double-stranded RNA binding; protein kinase inhibitor activity
Source: RefSeq, a predicted model, not a curated record
UUUCUGCAUAUUUCACUUUUAUUAUCAUGUACAUAACCUCUGUCUGUUACCAUUUGACAAGAAUUGUGAAUUAAUUUUAAAUUGAUUGAAUUAAAAUUCUUUUUUUUUUUUAGUAAUAUAUUAUAAUGUCAGAAAAUAAAGAAAAAGAAGAAGAAAAACCUGUUGUUGCAAAGACAGCAAUUGAUUUGCAACGAUUAAAACUUCAAAAAUUAAUGAAAAAUCCGGAAAAGCCUAUCAUAUUACCAGAACGGCCUAAAGCUAAAAGUACACCUACAGUACCAGAAUUUGUUCGUAAUGUAAUGGGUAGCAGUGCUGGUGCUGGUAGUGGAGAAUUUCAUGUAUAUAGACAUUUAAGACGUAAAGAAUAUGCAAGGCAAAAGUUUAUUCAAGAAAAAGGUCACAAGGAACUUUUAGAUGAAGAAUACCACAGAAAGAUUGAAGAAAAUAAAAGAAUAGCUGAGGAAAUAACUGCAAAGAAAAGAGCAAAAAGAUUAAAGAAAAAACAGAAAUGGAAACAAAAGAAAAAGAUGAAGACUGGAAAUGUAGAACAACAUAAAAAAAGUGCAAAUACUGAUUCAGAUGAAGAAAGUUUAGAUGAAGAAGAGACAGGAGAUAAAAAUGAUAAUGAGGUCCAAAAUAUAUCUGAUAAUGAAGUUAAAGAUACAAGUUCUAUAAAUUUAGAUGAGAAUCAGUCUAAACAAUCGAAUAUUCCUGUAAAUACAUAAAUAAGAAUGAAGUUAAUGAUGCAGGAAAUAUAUUUAAAUAUAAACAAUUCAGUUUCUUAGCAAAGAUAAAUAAGAUUUAAAUUAAGAUGCCAUGUAAUAAAAAUAAUAUAUAUAUAUAUUAUUAUACAUAUAAAUUUUAUUUUUAAAAAAAUUCGAAGAACAUAUUUGUUAAAUAAAUUUAGUCUGUGCUUUAAUA